Bipolaris maydis ATCC 48331 is the source of this 699-nucleotide messenger RNA. The record is from RefSeq and is a predicted model, not a curated record. NCBI's taxonomy places the organism in Eukaryota, Fungi, Ascomycota, Dothideomycetes, Pleosporales, Pleosporaceae.
AUGGCACCCUUUUUAUUGAUCAGUCUUGCGAUUUGUUUUUCAGUUGGACCCAUUGCAAGCAGUUCGCUCACUUACCUUGACAUCAGGAAUCUGUUCAGAGCAGAACCUACGGUUUUUAAGUACAACUAUCGCUGGGAGAAGAUUGCAAGAAUCAUCUUCGAUACCGUUUCAACAGGCCUAGGGAUUACUGGACUCGUCGCAAUCGCGACUGCAUCCCAUUCAACAGAGAAGUACGUCUGGCUUGAUGCACUUGCCCGAAUACUUCAGAUUUUCAUUUCUCCCCCCUGGAUCAUAUGGGCGGUACAUCUGGUAGCGGUCUUAACUAUACUGGACAUUGCUUCCGCUGUUAAAGGCAAAAUAGUAUCUUCAGCUUAUGAGUCGGCACUGCUGACUCGUUUCGCUACUGCAUCACUUUUCUCUUCGGCACUGUCACACAAGCAAUUAGAGAUCCACAAGAACUCAGGAUCUGAGCACAGAGAUGAAGGAUAUAUGCGAUUGUUACAUACCUUCGUCUUCACGAACGCUGCUGCAGCAUCCAUCCAGUUUUGUGGCGCGUUCUUCACCUCUAGUUUCUCACUUGCCGAUGGAAGCAUUUCCCCUAAACUACGACAAGGCAUCUUUAUGCUAUCAUGUCAUCUCCCUUUCUAUACCAGUUGGAUAUGGCCGCUUUCUAAGCCCCUUCCAGAGGGACAAGGCUAA